Penicillium expansum is the source of this 1014-nucleotide messenger RNA. It is a transcript of the gene xanC, whose product is annotated as transcription factor xanC. The transcript is spliced from 3 exons. The coding region runs from base 1 to 1014 and encodes 337 amino acids. NCBI's taxonomy places the organism in Eukaryota, Fungi, Ascomycota, Eurotiomycetes, Eurotiales, Aspergillaceae. The record is from RefSeq and is a predicted model, not a curated record. Gene Ontology annotation, biological process: regulation of DNA-templated transcription. Gene Ontology annotation, molecular function: DNA-binding transcription factor activity.
AUGUGCAACAUCCUCGAGCACGAUAAUAUCUGCCAAAGCUAUAGCACACCAACACCUUCCAAGAUGAAGAUGGAAGAACAGUCAACAAGUCCCAAUGACAAGGAAAUCCUCAGUCAAACACAGGAUCCGUUAGAAAGAAGGAGAUUGCAGAACCGCCUUUCCCAAAGAAACCAUCGUCGCAAAAUCAGAGAACGCAUUGCAAAGCUUCAAGAGCGCGUUAUUGCCAACGAACUCAGAGCUGCAGCCGCUCUUAACGGAUGGGAUCAGGGAUAUAACCCCUCGCUGUUCCCAAGGCCUCACUCAUCUCCCUCGGACAAUGAGCUCGGCUUUACCUCGCGAGAUGUCUCCCCUUUAAUCCCAGACCAAUGUACUUCAUUCAUGCCAUCAUAUCCCCCGUUCUCACAAUCAUGGCCAAACGACUUCAACACAUUCCCGCAACACGGGUACCCUAGCGAUCUAUCCCAGUUUAAUGGAGUCAGUGAAGCAAGUCCAAUAUCUCCUAUAACAAGCGCUCCAGCACAAGAAAACCUCAGCAUGUCACCAGCCAGCUCUGGUCUCGGUGGGGACAUAUACCGAGAAAUUAUAGGGACCCCGGAGAGAUUUGUACCAGACCCCCUGUCUACAUCAGCGCCCAAUCAGCCGCUGUACUAUGUUGCGACUGAAGAGGCCUUGCCUCAAAUUAUCCAGGUCAUCAACACAAUGUCUCCCCAGUACAAAGUGAUCGUUUUGGUUCCUCCAGAGUCUCCAGUAUCGGCUUCUAUGGCUUCGUUCCCUUCACCAACCUCCCCUUACGAUGCUGGUCAUAGCGGGUCAGAUCAUGGUCCUGCAGCACAGCAGUCUAACCUGCAGAAUCUGGGUUGCUUGUGCUAUCCCCACAAUAUCCACUCUGGACCCCCUGCCCACUCCGCUUCAAGGCCUUGGAUGGGCGGGGGAUCAUAUGCGCAAAUGUGUCCUUUACACAAGACGGCGAAUACAGUCCCACCAAGGGGAGCCUUUCCUGUUAGGAUGAUGUGA